Molecule: messenger RNA, 5379 nt
Organism: Triplophysa rosa
Lineage: Eukaryota; Metazoa; Chordata; Actinopteri; Cypriniformes; Nemacheilidae
Gene: lrrc38a
Product: leucine rich repeat containing 38a
Exons: 4
Coding region: 3615-4487 (290 amino acids)
Cellular component (GO): voltage-gated potassium channel complex
Molecular function (GO): potassium channel activator activity; transmembrane transporter binding; voltage-gated potassium channel activity
Source: RefSeq, a predicted model, not a curated record
ACAAAAUAUGAGAUAGAAAUAGUAUACAGUGUAUAAUAUGACGAGUUUAAUACGUACAGUAAUUGGUGGAGAUUUGCCUGUUUGAUUUUCAGCAUCGAAGACCAAGAAUCAUUUGACAUGUCUAGAAAAUAUACAAUAAAUAGAUAUAUUAAAUGCUUGGAUCUGUUGCUAGGCUAGAUUGUUUUUAACACAUGGGAAAGUAACCGCUAUUUUUAGGUUAUAUACUUGUCCGUAUUUUAUGGGUUGAACAAACGCACUAUUUUAAAAGUGUUCAUUAUCCUGAACAUAGAAUGUCUCUUAACCUUUUCUGUAUGUCCUGCAGCAGCCAAAAACGCUUGUUGGGGUUUAUUCCUCAGAAACUGUUGGCACGUGCACUCUUCUGUCAUUGGAACAACGGUCGUAUUCAUCACUCUUGCGAUCUAUUCAGGCCAGUCUUGUUUUGAUGACAUUCUCUCUGGGUACAUUUAAGUGAAAUUAGUUUGAGAGAGAAGCUUCUCCAGCUGUUGUAGAGCGAUUAGAAUUUGCAAGGCUGUAACAUUAGGCUGUGAUUUGGUAGGGUGUUGUAUUCUGACCAUCUGGUUUAUCCAUGUUUUUAUCAACAGUUAUGUGUCAUUAUUAAUGAUCAUUUUUAUAUAAUAACGUUAAUUGUUAAUGCUUGUAAUUUAUAGACAGUUUCAGCAGCGGCAACAACAUAAACAAACCAAACUUAUCUUCCGGUAACUUGUGGCUGGAAUACACUACAAGACUUUUAAAAUCUGAACAGAUUUUUUUUAAACUAGACAUCAUACACUUGCAGACUUUUUGAAAGAUUCAGAUAGAAACACACUAACUGAUCAAAUCUGCAGAUUGGCACAGACUUUCUGCAACAAGUCCAGACUGAAAAUCUGGGUAAAAUCUGAGCAAAAGUCUUGUAGUGUAGCCUUUAGACCUCUGCUAAGAAGCAGUUAGUUAACUGUUGAGUAGUUUUAAUUGAAUAAAAUUAUUUACAAUAAAAUCAAAAAUAAUAAAAAUUAAUUGUAAUUAGGGCUGUCAAACGAUUAAUCGCAAUUAAUCGCAUCCAGAAUAAAAGUUUGUGUUUACAUAAUAUGUGUACGUGUAUUGUGCAUAUUAAUUUUGUAUUUAAAAAUACAAAAGCAUACACAUACACAAAUGUAUAUAUUUAUUUUUUUAGGUGAAUUAUUUAUAUUUACCAAUAAUUUAAAUUACAUAUAAAUGUUUAUUAAUUUUUAUAUUUUAUAUGUUUCUUAAAUAUAUGCAUGUAUGUGUAUGUUUAUAAACACAAAGGUAAUAUGCCUAGUACACAGACAUUUAUUAUGUAAAUCGCGAUUAAUCGUUUGACAGCCCUAAUUGUAAUAUAAAAUAAAUUCAAUUGUAAACAUCGACUGGAAACUUUGGGCCAGGCACUUGAGUCCGAUGAUGGUUUCAGCAGCAACUACAUGGUUUUGACUAGAAGGGAUACAGCUACCUCCACUGGGCAUGCGCACUUCAAUACCGCAUAAUUUUUGUCACACUGAAAACAGUUGAUUAAUAUUUACUUAUUAUUGUAAGGUUAGGGUUGGGGUAGGUGUAGGCGUUAGCUAAUGUAAUUUAUUAUAAUUAUAUGGCGAGAUUUUGCACCACUUCCGGCCGUAGUUGUAUCCUAGCAACAACCCUACAUAAACGUUAUGUGGCCCAAACGUAACUUCUGGUAGACGUUUGUAAAGAAUCAAUAAAUUAAAAAUUUGUUUUAAUUUAACUUAAAACUAAUAAUUAAUAUAAAUUAAAUAUAAAAUAAAUUGUUAUAUUAUAACCAAACAGACCAGAAGAAUUUGGGGCCAGGCAUGUGUGUCCGAUGAAACCGUCUAUAGGUGAUGCGUGACAAGUGGGACAUUUGAGUUACGAGUGCGACUGUUAACACAACAAAGUGUUUCUUUUUGCUGGAUUGCUGACCAUCACACGUGGUCAUGACAAAUAGGGGUCAAGUAAAGACAUGCAUGAACACAGCUAAUCCUUGAAACACGAUAGAAGUCUGUCAAGCCCAUCUGAUAACUCUAGUAUCACCUUCUUGGCUGCAGUGGACAGUAGUGUUCAUGUUUAAUCCAAGGCUAAAAAUACAUAAAACAUUAAUACAGUAAUCUACAGCAAAUAUGCAAACACACUCUUAAGUACGGCAUUUCACAUAUAUUAUAAUGCUCCUAAAUCCACAUAAAUGCAAUUUGUCAGAUGUGAUUUCUAAUGCUUUAUCGACUUGGCCCAGUUUGGUUGAUCUCUUGUAGUCGGGACUUCAAUGCUGUGCGUUUGUCUGCGUGUCCUACUUUUCAAGACGUUCAUGUCUUGUGACUAUGUGUGCUUUUUUGACCUUUUUUCUUCUUUUUUAGCUUUCUCAACAUUUGGAAAGCUCCAGCGAGGUGACAGUUUCUUGCUUUUGGGUGCGUUGCCGUGGAUCAUCGGGACCCACAAUGCACCUGGAUGAAAAGUGUGUCACGAUGUCCUCUGUUGACAGAUGUCCCACUGAGAAGAUAUCCUGGUCUUACCAUCUUUAAUGAUCAUGGCAUUUAAAACCAGCUGACAUCUACAGGACAGGUGAACCACAAAAGUAACUUAACAUACAAGUUGACAUGUUUAAAAUACGUCUUAUUAAUGUAAUUGAAGGAGUCGUGUCUCCUUGCACUCUUCCUGAGAGGUCAAGGUUACGACCUACGGGAGUGUUGUGUAAUUCCAUUGGUCUGUGCCAUGCCGUUCUCCGGAGAUUGUGAUGUCAGAGGAAAGCUGUCUGCGCUCCCAGCAUGUGCUGUUUGCUUGGAGAUUUACAGCAGCGCAGGAAAAAACAUAAAUUCAGACCACAGGAGGACAAAAAUAAACAGCAACAGCUGGAGAACGAUGAGUAAUGACCGCUUUCAUAAGAUAAGGGCAGUAAUCUGUAUGCACACAGCCGCAUGUUAAUCAUCACAGGCAUCACCAUGGCAAUAGAGGCAGAAAAUGAAUUCAGACGCUGUGCCGACCGAAUCGCCAGACAACAGAAAAGACGGUGACUGUGAUUCAAUGUGAUAACAGAGUAAUCAGCUCCUUGUGGCACAGAACAAGUCUCACAAACAUCUGCCCCAGAUGUGUGCUUCACCUGCCGCUCAGUCAAGAUAAGAAGAGUAAAUGGACCACGAUUUUUAAUAAAGAACUAGAAUUUCUCUCUCCGUUUCCCGCCAUCACAGAUCGUGUGUUAAGCCAGCCGAGCUGUCACACCCCCCUUCCCACCCCUCUCCAUGCCCCCAGCGUUUCUCAGUUCUCUGUUUACCUCUCUGUUAAUCUCUCUCUCUCUCUCUCUCUCUCUCUCUCUCUCUCUCUCUUCGGCACAUACUCUUCAUCACUGUAUCUCCUCCCCUUUCAUGCUCAGAGCCAGCGGGCUGCCACACGACCCACACUGCCUGCUACAUGAUCUCCUGAAAACACGGCUCUGUGUCUUUGUAGCCGCUUGUCUCCACUCGAGCCUUUUUAGAGACACGGAGAGAUGCCUUCGCGUCAACCUUGAUCUCCAGAUGCUCCCCGGCCCCCUUUCCUAGUAUCUCUCCCCCUGACCCUUUACCCCAUCACCCCCCUCUACCCUUCCCCUAAUCUCCCCUCCAUCGCUCACCCCCUUGACAAUGUUCUCAUGUGUCUCCUGGCUGCAGCCUUUCCUUGCCUUGCUGUCCUCCACCUUGUUAACUUGGGGCUACAACUGCCCACCCAGCUGCUUGUGUCCAGACCAUCACACCGUGGACUGCACAGGUCAAGGACUCACCCGUCUUCCAAACUCCAUCCCUCUGGACGUACGGAGACUCCUCCUGUCUAAUAACUGGAUUCCCUGGAUCCCCUCUGAUUUCCUGGUUCUGUAUAGUGAUCUGGUGUACUUGGAUCUGAGGAAUAACUCGCUUACUAAACUGGAGCCUGGGACGCUUACGACGUCAUCCAGGAUGGUUUAUCUGGAUUUGGGGAGUAAUAACUUGACCGAGAUCCCCACCGGGACUUUCGGGGAGUCCCGGAGCCUUAUCAAGCUACGUUUGGGUAACAACCCGUUUUUGAACAUGGUCAGCAAGGACGCCUUCUCGGGCCUCACAUCUUUACGAGAGCUGGAGCUGGAGAGAAACGCCCUCUCUGGAUUGGAUGUCGGGGUGUUGAGCCAGUUGCCGUCCUUGCGGGUGAUACGCCUGGAGGGGAACCCCUGGGUGUGCAAUUGUAACUUUGCCAAACUCUUUCUGUGGCUGUUGGAGAAUCAUCACAAGCUUCCAACCGGUUUAGAUGGUGUGGAAUGCUUUCUCUCAGGGGAUGGGCAGCAGGUGUCACUGAGCGCGCUUUCUGAGGACAGUUUCCGGGAAUGUCGAGGAAUGCUGACUCUCACCGAUUAUCUCAUAGUGAUAUUUUCUGGAAUUUGCAUUUCAGUGGCAGCCAUUAUUGCCAGUUUCUUUCUGGCUUCCACUAUCCACUGUUUCCAGCGGCUCAAAGCCAAAAGGACAGAUGAAGAGGAGGGAGAGGAGUGAGGAAGGAGGAGUGAGUAGAACUCAAAACUCCCACAGAUUACCCAUAAUGCAGCACACAGUGGAAGUCAAGCGAUGGGAUAAAGUGGUGAACCACAUCAUUUCCAUGAUAAAGAGCCCCGAAUUAGACCCAAGGUGAUGCUGCUAGAGCCGUCCUGCAUCUCACGAUUCAAAACCCUCAUCUGUGAUGCUUUAGUGAUGCAUCAUGUGUUUUCAAUACUUGAAUAACAUUGAUCGAAUUGAGCCUUAAGAUUUAAGCUGUUCUGAAAAAUACCGUUUACUAAACCAUUGUCUUUUCACCCUGUAUUCUUGAUAGCAGUCAAAUGUGAUUAGCAUUAUAUUUUGACAUCAGAUAGCUGUUUUAACAUAACAAUGGUCUUUUUAUGGAAAUGUGCAAGUGAAUGAGUAUUUUCUACAUGAGUUAUUUUUUCGUAUUGUGUUUUCGUAAUGAAUCUUGCUCAGCUGUAGUAAGGUUUAGCUACUUGCACUUUAAAGUACAGAUGAACUAUUGCACAGAAAUCCCAGUAAGCCACACUGUAGGCAUUUUUUCAUGAACCAUAAUGGCCCUUCUCACCAAAGAAUUAACAUAAACAGUACAUAUUGUGAUUUUUGAAGUUUGAGUUUUUUUAAGAGAAAGGGUUCAAAACCUCACACAAUACGAUUUUUGAAAUAAAUAUGUCAAUGUAAUUUUUGUUGUUGUUAAUUACAGUAAUAAAAUACUUAAAAUUGCAUAAAUGUCAUGAAUUCUGUGAAUAAAGGACAAUUGCUGUAGCUAGUUGGGUCAUGCUAAUCAAUUAUUUUAUUUUAAUCAUUGAAUUACAAGGGAACUACUUUAUUUUUUGUCAAUGAUAUGUCUCUUCUUUUUAAUAUGAUUCAAUAAAUAUACACAAAAGUG